Salvelinus sp. IW2-2015 is the source of this 7340-nucleotide messenger RNA. Lineage: Eukaryota; Metazoa; Chordata; Actinopteri; Salmoniformes; Salmonidae. The record is from RefSeq and is a predicted model, not a curated record.
GAGUCAAACAUUCACUAUUAUAGAAACCAGUGACCGUUCACWUAUUCAACUACUGUGCGACACAGAGUCUAAUAGUCCAACAUGUCCAAACUAUGGGAAGCAAGAGGAAGACCGUAUCCGUCAGKAGCAGGAGGAGAUGGAGCGGCGAAGACAGGAGGAGKAACGAAGACGACAGCAGGAGGAGYYGAGGRGCCAGGAGCAACUGGAGAGGGAGAGYACGAUCCAGCAAGAAAUCGAAAGGGAGAGCGAACUUUCGMGUAAGAAGGUGUCAAAGGGACGAGAAAAGCUGAGACAGAAGCUGAGUCUAAAAGGACAACAGCGCCAUCACCAGCGUACACAAGUACUACACCAGAUGAUAGAAGAUCACGCUCCAGCAAUCAAAAGGGAUGAGCACGGGGACUUGAAAAAUAAGUUUGAAGAACUUCUGAAGAAAUACGAGAUCACUGAAGACAAAAGCAUGCAAGAGGACAAACUUGAGAACCGAAUGAAAAAUCUUCAGAAUGAACUAACCCUUCAAUACUUUGGAGAGCCUCAACRGUCCAUCUGGUGUCAGUUGACCAUAGAUCGUGCUAUCAGCCAAGGAGAGKAAUCGCUCACUGAGCAGUUUAGCAUCCUCACGGCUGUGACAGAGCUAACGUUGACCAACGACUCGGACACAGACAGUAAAGAGGACCAACUACCUGACUGGGACCAGAAGUAUGACUUUCUCAUCCGUCUUCUUGAACAGCUGUACAGCACAAAUCCCACAGUGMCUCAAKAACUUGUURUGAGCAUUCUUGACGUGUUCACAGAGGUGUCAGAGAAAAACAAGGGGCUCCUUAGUCAAAUUCUCUUCAACAUGAUCUGGACACCUUCAGAAAUUCUGCUCUUCUUGCGAGGUGUUUCAGGCAUAAACCAAGAGUUAGCAACCUCGAUCCUUCAUACUGUGCGGACAAACAAGCUGGAUCUUCUCUCUACUCUCUCUGCCCUGAAAGAUAAAGACCCUGUCAACUCUCUAAAAAGGUAUUCUGAGGCAGAAGGYGACAAGGAUYCRGACACCAUUGUGAAUGAAAUGCAAAAUGAAAAGUACCCAGAGAWAAUAUUGURCAUAAUGAAYGAAAUUCUAGGAUAUAUGACAGAGGAGCUUCCAAAACAUGCAAAGGAGGACUUGGAUCAGGUAAAGAUAGAGGAAGCAAAGCAGAUGAUCAAGUCACUGGAUUUUAKUWACCCUGACCUUGCUGUUCUCAAGGAGGUCCUAAUAAGGAUGUCUAUUGCUGUGCAAGACUGCUCAACCAUUMACACUCAAAACGGUAAGAAAAUAGAAGGCUACRUUCCCCGACUCACUCAGUUGGCAUCACUGCUCAUGCUCCUUCUACCAAASUUAACAGGGAAAAAAGGUAUCCUUCUGGAAAURGGCACAGGUGAAGGAAAAUCWUGCAUCUUGGCUAUGUUUGCCACCAUCCAGGCRGUCCGUGGCACUAAGGUUGACGUUGUGACCAGUUCUCCAGUCCUUGCUCGCCGAGACCAAGAGGAGUGGAAGAAACUGUAUGACAUGUUUGGUGUCACAUCCUCUGUUGUGCCACCACCACAGAUACAGGGAAGCUCCCCUGAAAGCAGGGAUAGUAGGCUACAGGAYGCUUACAGGAAACAAUUAGUUUACGGAACCGUUGGCAGCUUUGCAGCAGACGCAUUGAGGCAGGAAUUCGAGAAGGAGACCACACGUGGGGAGAGGAGGUUCGACAUGGUGAUUGUGGAUGAAGUGGACUACAUGACUUUGGACAAUGGAGUUCAGGUGACGUUUCUAUCCCACGAGGCAAGUGGCCUGAGGCACCUCGGACAGGUCCUUGCUAGCAUAUGGGCCAUGGUAUCUAUGUGUCAGCCAAUUGAGAUGGAAGAUACUGGAGAGAUUGAGUGGGCAACUGGAAUCCAGCAUUUUCACAAGGCUGCAAAGUUAGCUGUUAUCGGUCCAGCGACAUCUAAAGAAUUCUCUGAAUUUCACAUUUUGGAAGCCGGAGUGGAGUUGGGUAUCUAUUCAGAUGAAGAUUUUGACAUGUUCAUGCAAGCUCUAGAGAACACAGAGAAAGACGAUACAACGGAGAACAGGAUAACUGUCGAUACAUUSAUGGCCAAAGUUGGAAUUACUCAACAGUGUGAUCUGCUCACCAUCAUGGAGAAAGCACUGGAGAAUGAUGUGGCCAUUGACUGUUACUCUGUGACAAACAAUAAAGCCGUGCUGGUUGAGGAGAAAAAGUUGCACAACAACCCUGAUAUCCUGGAAAUCAAAAUGCUUCUCCUCGAGAAUGGACGAGCCAGCGAGAUCAUACCUGAAGACAAACUCAUUAAGGCAACUGUCUCUGAGCUGAAGUCUAAAAUCAAAUAUUCUGGCAACUCUCAGUCAAACUCAGAGUUUCUUGUGAUCCCCUCUUUCCUUGAGAAAUACCUUGAGAAUCGGUUACCAGUCUUUGUGGAAAACGCCCUGAAAGCCAUCAUGAUGACACAAGGCAGAGAGUACAUGAUUGAUCAAACGUUGGAGGCUGUCGGAGACAAGCAUCUCUACCAUGCUAUCAUCCCAGUGGACUUCCAGGCCAGUGGAGUGUUGGAGAAGAACAAACGCUGGGGGGACGGCCUUCAGCAGUUUCUGGAGAUGAAACACCAGCUGGCAACCACUCCUUUGUCCAAUGUGACUAAUUACCUUUCAAACUUCCAUUACUUUCAAAAGUACCUAAAAGGGAAUGGGAUAUUUGGUGUGUCUGGGACAUUAGGGGGCGAUGCCGACAAAGAUUUCCUUGCAAGGCAUUAUAAAACAGACAGCUACACAAUACCAGCUCACCGCCAUAAGAAGGUUGUUGAGCUUCCAGCAAUUCAGGUCAGUGGGCAAGCCCAGUGGAUGGAGAUCCUCUGUAAGACAGCAAUGAGAGUGGCAGAKAGUGGUCAGGUUGUCUUGGUCGUAUGUGAGGAUGUCAAGACCGCAAACGAGCUUCUGAAGAAAAUAGAGAGCGAGAAUCCACAUCCCCCCAUCACAUUAUACACAAUCAGUGAGAAACACAACAUUGAGAGUACCAAAUUCAGAGGGGGACAUYUAAUCAUAGCCACAAAUCUAGGAGGUCGUGGAACAGAUAUCYAGGUUGAUCAGGAUGUCAACKUARGUGGUGGCCUCUUCGUCCUCCUGACACAUUACCCUGGCAGUCGCAGAGUGGAGAAACAGGUGUUCGGAAGAACUGGUCGGAAGGGAAACCCGGGCAUGGUCCAGAUGAUCCUCUGUGGGGAUAACCUUGCCCCAGCAUACCAGGGCCAGCCUGUGGAGGUCAUGAGACAACUGAGAGAGGAGUACGAAGUUCAACGCAUCAAAGAUAUGGAGACAGAUGAGCUUCUAGAAAUAAAAAUAAAAGAGGACCUGUUUGGCACGUUUUGUGACUUUCUUGACAAGUUUGAUGGCAACUUCACAAAACAGGAGAGACUUGACCUGUCGGGAAUGGGGCGGAAUGAUGUCCCUGAGUGUUUUAAAGAUAAAGGCCCUAAGUUUGAUUACCAGCCUGCACUCAAUGCUUUGAAAGAAACAUGGGCGUUGUGGCUUACCCUUCACGAGGAGCACAUCCGUGAGCACGAAGAUAUCAGUGUUCUUAAAGCAGACCUUCUUGAGCAUAUCACAAAUAGGGGCAACAUGCUGCUGAAUGGAAAAAGUCAAAACUUCUAUGACCACAUUAAGCAGGCUACCGGCAGAACAGACUUGCACCUCCGCAACAAAAGUAAGUGUGACUAUGAAGCAAAGUCCUACUGGAAAGAUGUUGAGGAAUGUGACCCUUUUUACAGUGCUGUGGCAAUGUACAACCAAGCCUUCAUCACCAUCAACAUGGGCAAAGAUGGCUACAAAACAGAGGCACGGGAAUUACUGGAAAGGGCAAAGACAUCUGUGGAUGUUUACUUGUCAGAAACCACAAAUACCAUGGUUUCUUUUCAGAUUGCCACAAGAGGCAACUUUGAACCACAUCAUGAAGGAGAACGCAACUUUCUAAAGCAAAUAGAUUCCAGGAUGAGCAUUCACAAAGCUUGGAUACUUAACAUUGACCUUGCAGUAAAUAAACUUAAAGAGCUUGAGGGUGAAGGRACYGCKYUAACAGAYGUAUCCUCAGUGUACAGCCUCUCAGAAAAUCAAGACUACAUCACAGGAAAUGAACUCACGGCCUUGUAUGACAAUGGCCUGAGCAUUGUGUUUGAGGUGAAAAAGAAGCCAGAGUUCAGCUUUGACGCUUUGAUCUGUUUCAUCAUCGGUAUGUGUCAGGUCAUCCUUGGAGUUCUGGUUUGUGCCCUGUCGUUUGGCGCUGCAACCCAGAUUGGCUUCAGUCUAAUCUCUGAAGGAGUCUCUGACAUGAUUGAAGGGAUAUCUGGCAUGAUAUCGGGCACAUUCAAUUGGGCACAAUGGGCCAUCUCCAAAAGCAUCAGCAUUGGGAUGUCUCUGCUCUCCGCGGGGUUCAGCGCCAUUAAAAAAGUUGCCGUCACAGCAUAUAAAGUCCUCAAUGGUACUAAGAAACUCUCAUCUGUUGCAAAGGAAAUCAUUGGCACAGGAAAAUAUGUUUUCAAAUCCGCACAGGGAGCAGCAAAAUCUAUCUCCAAAGAAACAAUUAAGACUGCAACAAAGAAACUGGCAUCCCCUACAAACAUGAAGAUGGCUCUAAAACACGCAACCAAGUAUGCAUUUCAGGAGGUAGGGAAGCAGGGUGUAAUCACAGGCAUUAACUACGCCAUCGAUGCUGGAAUUGGGGCCAUCUUUAAAAUAAUUUUAGAAAAAGCUUUCAAAGACAUGGUCAAUUCAACAGUCAAAAAGAAUGCCGAACUAGAUCUUAGUCUCACUGAGUACAUUAGCUCUGCAGUACCUAAAGGAGCUUUGCAGAACCGCAGCAACUAUAAGAUUGACUCAAAGCUUGAACAACAAAUGAAAGAUUUAGUUCAAGAUAUGACAAAAUAUCUUAUUCCUGGCCUCAUGACUGAUGCCACCACAUCCCAAGUCAGUAAUGUUAUCAGCAGACUGUCUGAGGUGUGCAAUAAUGCAACUGACCUCGUGGCAAAAAGUUGUAUUGCAAAAGGAGUCAAAAUAAGUUUAGAAAUAGCUAAACACACCACAACCUUGGUCCAAAUGAUUCGGUCCAUUCCUACAGAACAUGUUAUCAAUGACAUAUUUGUCCUUGAAUUAAAAAAAGAAAUUGAAGAGCAGCAACAACAUCUGGAGCAGUAUGACCAAGAUGGCAGACAUGAUUUACCAGAUGUGAUUCGCRUGAAGGAUGAGUUCCUAAYCUCCAUUUCMGAAAGUGUCUCCGAAGCGUUCAUAGAUGCUUGUGCUGGUCAUAUGUCCUUUUUUGUGACGGGACUAUUCAAGAAGAAGCUCAAUGGAGUCACUGGAAAAGCUGUUGACAAUGUACUUGGCAGACACAAAACUGAGGGCUUUUUCCAGGACCGGCAGCAUAAACAUGAUAUGAAGUCAGUCAGUCAGAAGYCUGGGAAAGCUCUGUCAGAGACUGAAACAAAAGAACUUCUGGACUAUGCAGAGAAGAUUGGUGAUGUUAAUCGACCAGCCUCGGCCCUGGACAUUUAUGUCCUCACAAACAGUGACCUGCUCCAUGGUAAAGGCAUCCAGUUCAAAGUGGUGGAUCAAGAUGGGACAACACUCUCAGAGGAGUCCUACCCGGGAACYAACAGCUCAGCCGGCCAAAUCACUCUACGGCUGACCAAAGAGCCUGAGAAAACACACAGUGAGAAAGGAAUCCUCUCUAAAGCAAAAGACAGAAUCCAAGGAGUGGAAAGUCCAUACAGUGGUCACUUUGACAUCAUCCAAGAUGGCAAAGUAAUCCCUGUGRSCUCAGAGAACAAGAACUGCCUGUACCAUGCCCUAGCACAGGCAACAUCUAACAGGUCAGAGGAUGAGAUCAAGAGUCAAGCUGUGAAUCUACGAAACAAUGUUAAAGACCAGAUUAAAGGGAACCUUCAGGAUUAUAGUGAAAUGGUUAAAACCCAGAAGGCCAAUGAUGCACUUGAGAGAAAUCAUGGAAAAUAUGCUAUAGUUGGAGGGGUCGGGAAGAGAACACAGAGUGAUGAUGAAAAGGAAUAUGAACAGGAUAUCAGGCCCAUGAAGAAAUUUCCAUAUAGUUCCUCAGGGAUAAAUGAGGAAGACAUAGCCUUUACGUACCACCUUGGAUUCGUUGGUCCUUACAAAAGAGUCAAAAACACCAAAUAUUACUCUGAUAACAUGGGGGAAAGAGGCAUUAUGGAGGCAGACCAUAUCCCACCAAAGAGUUCCCUGAAGCUGGCCAGAGACCAAAAAUCUCAGAUGAAAAAUCUUCAACAGAAGAAUCCAAAGCUUUAUGAUAUGAUAAACAGCAUUGUAUCAGAUCAAAAUGGAGAGAACCUGCUCACAAUGCGGGUUCUCAAACAGCAUCACAGGAUUGCUCUAACCACUGGAAACAGUAAGACAUCUGUCAGCUGCAGGAAGCUGCUGGCGGAUACACUUGCAAGCGGAGAUGUGGAGAAAUCACUGAAGUACUCUUUCAUCAUGGCUCAUCCUAUUGCUUCUAACCAGCUCAGAGACAAAGCAGCCCAGCCAGAAAAGCCCAAUAAACUUACCCUGGAAUCCAUUGAUAUGUCUCCUGAAGGAACGGUGCUCUACUAUAAAGCUGGCUUCAAUCAGAUGCUGAAUCACCAUAGUAGAGAGGGUAUUAUCAACCAGAAUCAGCAGGCGAGUCUGAAGUCCUGGGUGUCCAAAAAGAAGUACCUGGACCCGAAAACCCCAGAGUACAAGGACAUCCUUGCAGCCAUCCAGUAACAAAACCUCCACMGGGGAAAUGUUAGUAAAGGGAUAAAAUCAUACUUUUAUAUUCAGCAUAUGAAUACCAUGAAUUCAGUAUAAUCAUAAUGUGAAUCAAUUCUUGUUGAACCUUAUAGGUGAAUGGCAAUUCGACAUUUAUACUGCUGCAUAAUUACUAUACCUUUUUGUUUUUGCUUACAAAGGUAGCCUAUGGCUGUUCAAAACAGAUACAGUAACUUAUGUGCAAGUUGCAUGAGAUAUAAGCUUGCUAAAAGAACAGUAGGUUCUUUACAGUAAACUGUAAAUUGACUUUUCAUUUUGUUUCAUUCAGUACUGUAUACUAUGCUGGGUGGCAAAGUUCAUUUCUCAAUGUCAUAAUAUUUACUGAUGUCAUCAUAUUUACUGAUGUCAUAAUAUUUCACGUUUUUAGUUUCUUAGUAUUGAAUUAUAUAGCCUACUUUCCAUUUUAGUGUAAUGAUCAUGGUAACCUUUUAAAAUCAAAUCAGAUUGUAUUUGUCACAUGCGCAGAAUACAACAGGUGUGGACCUUACAGUGAAAUGCUUACUCA